UCGGCCGCCCGAGAUGAAUUCACUGGAUUGAUGAGGGACAAGGAGAGGAGAUCGACGCACCCGGAAGACGACCAUGCCGAUGAUGCGCAGUCAUUCCUCAAUCUAUCUGACGAUGACGACGAUGCGACACCGCCUGCUUCGCGUGUCGACCCUCCGCGCCCGUCGAUGAGCAGCGUGAGGAGCACGAUACCAUCCACACGCUAUGGCGCCAAUACCGGACCAAAGGGCGUCAUCUCGGAUGCCCAGGACUACCGCGACUCGCAGCGCUCGCAGCGGAUAUCUAUGCGCAGCACGACCAGCUUGACGGCGCAGACCUCGUUGAUGACUGUUAAGGGCAAUCACCCCAUUGAAAAGCUUGAUGAAGAAGAUGAGCUCGAGAACGGCGAAGAAGACGACAACGCCUUUAUGAAGAAGUGGAGGCAAAGCCGGCUGAAGGAGCUGCAGAGCGGCGUGAGAGACAGCACUAUCCACAAAAACAACCGGAACAGAAGGCUAUACGGAGCCCUGACAAUGGUCGAUCCCGAUGCAUACCUAGACGCUGUGGAGAACUCUCCGCCGGAUACGGUAGUAUUCGUGUACAUCUACGACGACGACUCUCAAGUCAGCGAUCUUUUCGAGAACUGCAUUCGGACGCUGGCUGGCAAACAUCAAGACACUCGUUUCAUCAGACUGCACUUCGCAGAUGCACAAAUGGAGCCGGCCGGUGUGCCGGCCGUCAUUGCCUAUCGGGGCGGCGAAAAGUUCGCAGGCCUUGUGCCACUGAUUAACGAGCUGCCUGAUGAUGCUGAACUCAGCGCGAACACGCUAGAGGCGGUUCUGAAGCGG
Molecule: messenger RNA, 825 nt
Organism: Pseudocercospora fijiensis CIRAD86
Lineage: Eukaryota; Fungi; Ascomycota; Dothideomycetes; Mycosphaerellales; Mycosphaerellaceae
Exons: 2
Source: RefSeq, a predicted model, not a curated record